Pseudoliparis swirei is the source of this 3919-nucleotide messenger RNA. It is a transcript of the gene sgms1a, whose product is annotated as sphingomyelin synthase 1a. Lineage: Eukaryota; Metazoa; Chordata; Actinopteri; Perciformes; Liparidae. The transcript has 6 exons. The record is from RefSeq and is a predicted model, not a curated record. Gene Ontology annotation, cellular component: endoplasmic reticulum membrane; Golgi membrane. Gene Ontology annotation, molecular function: ceramide cholinephosphotransferase activity; protein binding; sphingomyelin synthase activity. Gene Ontology annotation, biological process: ceramide biosynthetic process; sphingomyelin biosynthetic process. Bases 554 to 1780 code for a protein of 408 amino acids.
ACCUCGCAUGUCUAAAUAGCUUGUUGGCUCUUUAUUUACCCAAAUAAAGACAAAUGCACAUGCUACGAGAUGUAUUGUUGACAAUGGGGUUAUUUUGUUUGCGUUGUUGCGGACCCAUGCCAACUUUAUUCAUACCUCCACUUCGGCAUCAACCCACAUUUCUGAUGGCCGUGAAGGCAGCACGGGUGACGGCGUGAAGGGAACUCCCAGCUUAUCGAGUCCCAAACCGCCUACCCAUGAAACACCGGAUAAAACCACAGAGGGAUUUUACACCAGAGUGCGCCGAUAACACCACGAUUUUUAAAGAGAAGUCCUGAAACAUUUCGACGGACAGGGGUGCGGUGCCUGUGGGGACGAGGAGACGAAGGCCAAAGGAGGCCGCCGUGCCGACAGCCGGGUCCCAUCCCUCCAGGAGGAGACUGGGCUCCUCUUGCAAGAAACACCAUGCGCCAGAAUCGGAGAGGACUCUCCACCGCCCCGUAGACGGCCCAAACUCCUGUGAACGUUCCAGAGUGCGAGGACCCGAGCUCCCUCACAUUGCCCGCCGGCCAAGAUGAAGAAGGUGGCGGCGUGGUCCGCGGGGGACGUCUCCGACUGGCUGAGCAAGGAGGGGAUGCCGGAGUACAUCGACUCCCUCCGCCAGGCGGACGGCCCCGCCCUGCUCGGGCUCAACCAGGCCGACUUCCAGACGCCCCCCAUCUCGCUGGUGUCGUCCGACGGCGGGCGGCAGCUGCUGGAGCGGCUGGAGACGCUGCACAUGGAGGCCCACAUGGAGGCCCACAAGAACGGCCACGCCAACGGGCACGCCGGCGGGCUCCCCAACGGGACGAGCAAGCCUCAGAGGAACGGCACGCUGGGGACGACGGCCAUGAUGGAGAUGGUCCGCAUCCCCAUCCCGACGGCCGAGACGGCGUGCACCGCGUUCCCCGUGGAGUGGGGCAAGACGGGCGUCGCGUUCGCCUACGCGGUGGUGUGCUUCGUCACCACCACCGUCGUCAUCUCGGUGGUUCACGAGAGGGUGCCGCCGAAGGAGCACACGCCGCCGCUGCCCGAUAAGUUCUUCGACCUGUUCAACCGGGUCGAGUGGGCCUUUUCCAUUUGUGAGAUUAAUGGCAUGCUGCUGGUGGCACUCUGGCUGAUACAGUGGAUGCUACUCAAGCACAGGUCAAUUAUCGGCAGGCGAUUCUUUUUCAUUGUGGGCACCCUCUACCUGUACCGCUGUGUUACGAUGUACAUUACCACGCUGCCUGUUCCAGGGAUGCACUUCAAAUGCUCUCCCAAGCUUCUUGGAAACUGGGAGGUACAGAUGAGGAGGAUAAUGAAGAUGAUUGCCGGUGGGGGCCUCUCCAUCACAGGUUCCCACACCAUGUGUGGAGAUUAUCUGUAUAGCGGCCACACCGUCAUGCUGACGCUCACGUACCUCUUCAUCAAGGAGUAUUCCCCCAAGCGUCUCUGGUGGUACCACUGGGUUUGCUGGAGCUUGAGCGCCGUUGGGAUUUUCUGCAUCCUUCUGGCCCAUGACCACUACACUGUGGAUGUGGUGGUUGCGUACUUCAUCACUACACGCCUCUUUUGGUGGUACCACACCAUGGCCAACCAGCAGUCGCUGAAGGAGACGUCACAGAGCAACCUGUUCUCGCGCGUGUGGUGGUACAGACUGUUCCAAUACUUUGAGGAGAACGUGAACGGCACGGUCCCUCGCAACUAUCAGCUGCCGUUAUCAUGGCGAUCGUUGCAGUGGACCCGCGGCGUGAAGUACAGCAAACUGGACAUGCAGUGACCCCCCCUCACACACACACACACACACACACACACCCUCCUAUCUCGUCGAAGCAAGCAAGAACUCUGACUUCCAUCAGUGCUGUUUUUACCAGAGAGAGACGGCCCUGUGACUGUCGCGCUGUCCUUUCCCCUCCCGUAACACAUCCCCGUCCAGACGGGUCGCCCUGGACCCCGCCUCGUUUCUCUGUUGUCUCCUCCCGUCUUUCUCUUCUGGUUGUAACCAACACGGAGCACUAGUCUAUAUUUGUUUGGUGUGAUUUUCCUCGUCGUGGACCAGACAACGGUUCGUGGAGCAUUUCGACAGACUUCUAAAACUCAAAGAUUUCUGGCCACACGGACUCGACACUUUCUCCUCUCUGCACAAAACCAUCGUUAAUGUCCUCACGUUCCGGCAAAGAGUUUUAGUGCAAAUACUGUCAAUCAUUUGAUAACCAAAAUGCCAUGUUUCUUCGUUUAAUUAUUUUUUUGUAAACUGUCCUCGCUAAAAAUGAGUAAAAGGUGAAAAAAAAAAAUUCUUCUUUAUUUUUUAGUAUUGUCAAACUUUAUUUUUCAAAAGUAAAUGAUGUCCAACUAAAGAUUUUUAGAUUUUUUACCUUUUUCAAGAUGGAUAACCGAGAGCGUAAUAAUCUAAUGUGGUGUAACAUAAUUCCAGUGCCUUUCUCGCUUGAUUGUCAAACAGUCCAAGUGCGACGUGUCUCGUGUCUCUCCGCUGCCGGUGUGACCGCGCCGCGGGGCGUCGUCAACGGUCUCGUUCCCAUGAAUGUAUAAACAACGACGCCAGCCUUGCCAGAAGAUUGGUUUUCACAAAAACUAAAUGCAGUGAGUGUAAUGUCCCGUUUUAUUUAUUGAUGCUUUACGAUGUCAGUUUGUGCUUAGUUGGAUAACGUGGCUCUAGCGGGGGGGAAAAAAAGGCUGUUAAUUGUUUUCCUUUUCUGUCUGAAUCAUUUAAUUAUUUCUAUUAGCUAAACAUCACUGCCUGAUUGGAAAUUGACGAAGAUGUGAAUCUAAGGUGCGGGGUUAAGUUGUUCCGGACCAGGACGUGUCUCUCGCUCCUCUCUCGUUCCCCACAUCGAGUCCCAUUUUGAAAAUCGAAUUCAUCGUCCUUACCGGUCGUGUAACCCGUCGUGGUGGUGAUGAGAUCUCGAGGGGGAAUAUUAAAUGUCAACACUCGUGUUGAGUGUAGGGAAUCCCCAGAGUAUUUUUGUAAAACAAAACGGAAGCUCCAGCUAAGGUUUCUGAGCGUGUGUGAUGAAUGUGUGUGUGUGUGUGUGUGUGUGUGUGUACUUUGUGCGGCACGUCGGGCGUCAAUCAAGCGGCUACCUUCCAGUUUAAGUGCAACGCCAAAACUAGAAGUAGCAAACACUCACAAUGGAACUUGUGUGGGGAAGAAGCCGAAGCGUACCGCAAAGAGCUGGUGAGAUGUGACCACGUGUGCAGGAUGCGAUUGCUUUCCGUUAAUGUGAAAAUGCAUCCUUAUCGAUAAUCCUCAUCAUUUACAUGUUGACUUGUUUUUUCGCGUUUCGUCGUGUGACUGACUGAACUGUAAAGAACGAGUUUUGCACAAGUUCAUCUAUAGGGAGAGAUUUUUGUGGAAGCUUUGAUUGAGAGAAACUGCACUAAGCUUUAGCUUAUACAGAUAUAUAAUGCAGAUAAUGUGAUUUAACGUUGUUUUUUAAUGUUUAUUAAAGGAGGUGAGAAAAUAACAUGAUUUCCAAUUCGUGAAGCCGAGACCUUUCAAUCCCAACGGGAGACUUACUGUUUGAGACGAAUGACCUGUAGCAUUGUCCAGUUAUUAUUUCACUUCAACAGAGAACGGUUUCUCCGAUUUUAAGAGCACAGCAGGUUCCUCACAAUCGGCCGUAUUUUGAUUUGAGUUCAUGUUUUAGGAGUCCAAACACAGCUCUCUAGCGUUGAGGGGUUUGGUGAGGAUGGACGUUGGAGUAAUGUCUGUCUUCUUGUUCAAGUGGGAUUUACUUUUCAACGUUUUGUUAACCUCGAAUGUUCCUUUUUCAACGUCUGUUCCUUUUUAAACUUCUCACCAACGUUGUCCCAAUUUGUGUGUGUACCAGAUAUUUGUAAGAUAUGAUAAAGGAUUGUACUAGGGACGCUUUUGAAUAAAAACUUUUACUAAGAUGUC